AAACAAGCCAAUCCAUCGAUACUCAAAAUUCAAUAAAAAAGUACAGAAAUGAGUCUUCCUCUAAUAGUCAUCGCCAUCGCCAUUUUCCUAACGUACCAGCUUUACCGACGGCUGAGGUUCAAGCUACCGCCAGGUCCACGCCCGUGGCCCGUGGUCGGUAACCUUUACGAUAUAAAGCCUGUUAGGUUCCGGUGUUAUGCGGAGUGGGCGCAGAAGUACGGUCCGAUUAUAUCGGUUUGGUUCGGUUCGACUCUGAACGUGAUCGUGUCGAAUACGGAACUGGCUAGGGAAGUACUGAAGGAGCAUGAUCAACAGUUAGCUGAUAGGCAUCGGAGCAGAUCGGCGGCGAAGUUUAGCAGAGACGGAAAGGAUCUUAUAUGGGCUGAUUACGGGCCUCAUUACGUUAAGGUAAGGAAAGUGUGCACGCUGGAGCUUUUCUCUCCCAAGAGGCUUGAGGCUUUGAGACCUAUAAGAGAAGAUGAGGUUUCCGCCAUGGUUGAAUCCAUCUUUCUCGACUCCACCAAUCCUGAGAGAAAGGACACAAGUUUGCAAGUAAGGAAAUACUUGGGAGCAGUAGCAUUCAACAACAUAACACGACUAGCGUUCGGGAAGCGUUUCGUGAACUCUGAGGGCAUAAUGGACGAGCAAGGCAAAGAAUUCAAGGCCAUUGUGGCGAAUGGGCUUAAGCUGGGUGCAUCACUCGCCAUGGCUGAACACAUUCCGUGGCUUCGAUGGAUGUUUCCGUUGGAAGAGGAGGCAUUCGCCAAGCACGGGGCACGAAGGGACCGGCUCACCCGAGCUAUCAUGGAGGAGCACACUCUUGCCCGUCAGAAGAGCGGUGGUGCCAAGCAGCAUUUUGUUGAUGCUUUGCUUACAUUGCAAGACAAGUACGACCUUAGCGAGGACACUAUUAUUGGACUUCUUUGGGACAUGAUCACUGCAGGCAUGGACACAACAGCAAUCUCAGUCGAGUGGGCAAUGGCGGAGCUCGUUCGGAACCCAAGAGUGCAGCAAAAGGCACAAGAGGAGCUAGAUCGUGUGAUAGGAUUCGAAAGGGUGAUGUCCGAAACCGAUUUCUCAAAUCUCCCGUACCUUCAAAGCGUACCCAAGGAGGCACUAAGACUACAUCCCCCAACUCCUCUAAUGCUACCCCAUCGUGCCAAUGCCAAUGUCAAAAUCGGUGGCUACGACAUCCCCAAGGGAUCAAACGUGCACGUUAACGUAUGGGCAGUAGCCCGUGAUCCAGCAGUCUGGAAGGACCCCGAAGAGUUCCGCCCAGAACGAUUCCUGCAAGACGACGUCGAUAUGAAGGGUCAUGAUUUUCGAUUGCUUCCAUUCGGUGCAGGAAGGAGGGUAUGCCCCGGUGCACAACUUGGGAUCAACCUGGUCACGUCCAUGUUGGGUCACUUGUUGCACCAUUUUUGUUGGACACCAGCCGAGGGAGUCAAGGCUGAGGAAAUUGACAUGCUUGAAAAUCCAGGCCUGGUUGCUUAUAUGCGGACUCCAUUGCAGGCUAUUGCCACUCCUAGGCUGCCUUCUCAUCUGUACAAACGAGUGGCUUCGGAUAUCUAAGUUUUCUUCUUAAUUCCUAUUUCUUAUUGCCAUUAUCCUUAGUUUUUCAACUCCUUUUACAAGUUCUGUUGUAUCCAAGUUUCCUUCUCAUGCGAUUUGUGAUCGGUCGCGUGUCAGAGGACUAAAUAAAAAAACGCAAUGAUA
Molecule: messenger RNA, 1716 nt
Organism: Hibiscus syriacus
Lineage: Eukaryota; Viridiplantae; Streptophyta; Magnoliopsida; Malvales; Malvaceae
Product: cytochrome P450 98A2
Exons: 3
Coding region: 49-1572 (507 amino acids)
Molecular function (GO): iron ion binding; oxidoreductase activity, acting on paired donors, with incorporation or reduction of molecular oxygen; heme binding
Source: RefSeq, a predicted model, not a curated record